Melitaea cinxia (Glanville fritillary) is the source of this 1101-nucleotide messenger RNA. RefSeq names its product E3 ubiquitin-protein ligase Kcmf1 (gene Kcmf1). The coding region runs from base 1 to 1101 and encodes 366 amino acids. The transcript has 8 exons. Lineage: Eukaryota; Metazoa; Arthropoda; Insecta; Lepidoptera; Nymphalidae. The record is from RefSeq and is a predicted model, not a curated record. Gene Ontology annotation, cellular component: plasma membrane. Gene Ontology annotation, biological process: synaptic signaling. Gene Ontology annotation, molecular function: zinc ion binding.
AUGAAUCGCCAUGAAGGAGUCAGCUGUGAUUCUUGUUUGAAAAAUAACUUUAGAGGACGACGAUACAAAUGUUUGAUAUGCAUCGAUUACGACUUAUGUGCGGCUUGUUAUGAGUCUGGCGCAACAACAAAUCAACAUACGACAGAGCAUCCAAUGCAAUGUAUUCUUUCCAGAAGUGACUUUGAUUUAUACUAUGGUGGGGAAACACUUACACUGGAGCAACCACAGGCAUACACAUGUCCCUUUUGCAACCGAAUGGGCUUCACAGAUGCAGCUCUCAUGGAACAUGUCACCGCAGAGCAUGCAGAUACUACCCUUGCUGUGGUGUGUCCAGUGUGUGCAUCAAUGCCUGGAGGAGAACCAAAUUUCGUGACUGAUGAUUUUGCAGGCCAUCUCACACUCGAACACCGAACUGGACCCCGAGAUCUCAUAUCAUUUCUGGAUGAGCCGAGCGGUAUCCGGCACGGAGGCGUGCGCCGCAUGCCGCCCUCCGGCCGCGGCGUCAGUCGCACGCGCCGCGCCAACAUGCAGUUCAGCACGAGCGGCGGAAUCGCGUCGCUGUCGCCGUCGUCGCGCGACGCGGUGGUCGACCCCAUCGCGGAGCUGCUGUCGCAGCUGUCGGGCGUGCGGCGCGGCGCGCAGCCCGGCACGCCCAGCCAGCUGCAGCAGCUGCAGAUGCAGCUGCAGCUCGAGCGGCAGCAGGCCAAUGCGGCCCGGCAGCAGCUGGAGCGCCUGCCCCGGCGGCCGGCGGCCGCGUCCAGCGCGAGCGCGCCGCCCCCCGCCCCGCAGCCCGCCGCGCACCCCGCGCCGCAGCUCGAUGCGUCCGACUCCCAGUUCCUCCUCGCCGGUUUUCUCGGCGCGACGGGCGGCGCCGAGGCCGAGGAGGCGGAGUCGCGCGCCGGGCUGCUGCGCGGGCUCAUGCUGUCGUCGCUGGGCCGCGCCGCGCCCGCGCCGCCGCCGCCCGCGCCGCGCGCGCCGCCCGCGCCCGCCCCCGCGCCCGCGCCCGCGCCGCCGCCGCCGCGCGCCAAGCCGCAGCCGCGCACCAAGGUACCCGCGCCGCCCGACCCGCCCGCCGUGCCCACGCGGCCGCGCCCCGUCUGA